UAUUUACUACGAUUCCCGAUUCGUAAACCGAUGAACACGACAACUUAAGACGCCGAUUCCUUCUCCCUCCUGCCCUUGCCGACGACCCCCAACGAAACCGCCGUGCGCCACACGGUUCCGGCGGGUUUCGCAUCGUCGGGCCUCGAGCUCGCUUUUCUUUGGACUGCUCUCUCUCUCUCCUCGUCAGGACCCUCGAGUUCCUUGCCCUCGCGCUCGCUGCUCACCUGGCGUAGGGCAUCCUGGGUAUUUCUAUUUCAUGGAGAGCCAGUGAAUAAUGUUGUUUUACUAUGAUCUUCUAAAGAAUCAGUUGCUGAUGAAAGGCUUCAAAAUAGGAUUCUUAUUCAUUUUCUAUGAUAUCAUUGCAUAAAAUGAGCUCCAUAAGAAGCAGGAUCCUUUUCUUGCAAACACUUCAAGUGAAGAAACUUAUCUUCUUCUUGUACUAAUAUAUUUGAUCAUAAUAAUAUUUAAUGGAGUGCAAUAAGGAAGAGGCUCUAAGAGCUAGGGAUAUUGCUGAAAAGAAGAUGCAAAAUAAAGAUUUUACUGGUGCACGGAAGAUUGUUCAAAAAGCUCAGAAUAUCUUCCCAGACCUUGAGAAUCUUGUUCAGAUGCUUACUGUUUGUGAAGUUCAUUGCUCUGCCGAAGUUAAAGUUGGAGGAGAGAUGGAUUGGUAUGGAAUUCUGCAACUGGAGACAACAGUGGAUGACUCUUCUAUCAAGAAACAGUUCAGAAAGCUUGCGCUUCUACUUCAUCCUGACAAGAACAAAUUUGCAGGUGCUGAGGCUGCCUUCAAAUUAAUUGGAGAAGCAAAUGUUGUUCUGUCUGAUAAGGGAAAACGACAUCUUUAUGAUAUGAAAAGGAAGGUUUCCCCAAGACUUGACCCAUCCAGGCAACCUGCUCCACAGAUGAAGGACUAUUAUGCUAGAAAUAAUUUUGGUACUGUGAACUUUAGUGGCGUCCAUAAUCAACAGCAACAACCUUCGGCAUUUGCUAUUAAUCAGACUUUUUGGACAAUUUGCCCUGUUUGUGGCAUGAGAUACCAGUACUACAAGAACAUAUUGCGUAAGUCCCUCCGCUGUCAGAACUGUCUGAAAACUUUCAUUGCAUAUGAUCUAAGUGCAAACAUUGCAUCCGGUAUGGUAAACUCUAGCCAACCAUGGAACACCUUUAACCAUCAUGUGCGUCAGCAGACAAAUAAUAUCAACCAGCCAAGUCAAUCUGGAAAUGCCUCUUCCAAUAGGGGGUUUAAGGGAAGUGUUGAUGGGGGACCAUAUAACCACGUUGAGCAUGGAGGGCAACCCAAUGUGAAAAUAAAUAAGGUUAAUGAUAAUGGUGAUGCAAGGAGGGAUGCCAAAUCUCCAAUGGCUAAGGCUCCCAAACCUUCAACGGCUAAGGCUAAUCAGAAGAGAAGCAGGAAGGUGGUUGUAGAGGUUAGUGAGUCUGACACUGCCAGUAGUGAUAGUGAAGAUGAGACUGUUCAGGUAAAUGACCCCCAAACUCAGCAUUUUUCUUCAUCAUGUGCACCAACCCGACGGUCAACAAGGCACAAGCAGAAUAUCAACUAUAAUGAAGUUGGAAGUGAUGAAGAUGCCAACGAUUUUCCUACUUCUCUUGGUUAUAAGAAGCCGAGAGGUGAGCCAUCAGGAAGUUCUGAUAAAGUUAUUCCUGGAUUUAAUGCCAAUGAUUUCACUGAGAAAAAAUUCAAGAACAACAACCAAGAUGAAUCCUUUAGGGAAAAGGCAAAUGUAAGUAAUCUGGUCAAUAUAGACACUGGAGAGAAGUCAGGGUCUGAAAGAGUGCUUCCUAAUGCAUCUAGCACUACGGCCACACCUGAUCAUGGUUCAUUCUCGUAUCCUGAUCCAGAAUUUUUUGACUUUGAUAAGCUUAGGCACACAAGUGAGUUUGUGGUUGAUCAGAUAUGGGCUCUUUAUGAUAAUGUUGAUGGGAUGCCUCGCUUUUAUGCACGAAUUCAUCAAGUUUGUAGCACAAAUUUCAAGAUACAAUUUACUUGGCUUGAGUGUAAUCCCUUGAAUGAUGUUGUGACUACUUGGUGUUAUGAGCAAUUGCCAAUUGCUUGCGGGAAUUACAUACUAGGUUCCACAGAGUCCUCUGAAGACCGGUUGAUGUUUUCUCAUUCUGUAUCUUGGGAAAAAGGGAAAAAAAGGAACUCAUAUAAUAUAUAUCCGAGAAAGGGGGAGGUCUGGGCUCUCUUCAAGGAUUGGAAUAUUGGGUGGAGCUCUGAUGCUGACAAACAGAGAGUUUACGAAUAUGAGGUUGUAGAAAUUCUCUCAGACUUUGCAGCAGGAACUGGAAUUGGAGUGACACCCUUGGUAAAAAUAGAUGGUUUUGUGAGCCUGUUCAUGCGAUCAGAAGAGAAGGUUGCCGCUUCAUAUGUGAUAUCACCAGAUGAAAUUCUGAGAUUUUCUCAUAAUGUUCCUUCUCACAGGUUGACUGGGACUGAAAGGGAAGGAAUUCCUCAAGGGUGUUUGGAACUUGAUCCUGCAUCUCUUCCUACCAACUUUUUGGAAUUAUUUCCUUCUGUAAGUCCAUGCAGUGGCAGAAGCAGAACUGGGAAUUUGAAUGAGCCUAGCAGUUCAGGCAUCAAACCGACCACUUAUGAGAAGCCUGGAUGCAGUGGAGUCCAGGGAACAAAGAAUAGCAUAAUUCAGAACUUUUCCCAGGACAAUAUAAAGGGUAUUGAUGACAUGGGACAAUAUCAAGCAGGUGAAAGGCAGCAACAAGAUUUGAGGCAUGCCCAAAAUUAUACAAAACAGCCUAAGAUAGAUACAGUUGAGAAAGAUGAGUUGGGUACUGGGCACAUCAAUGCUUCUGAAAAUGAAAAUUUGGCUAGUAUUUCAUCUGCAAACAUUUCUGAAUAUCCUGGUGCAGAAUUCCAUAAUUUUGAUGAUGAAAGGACAUUUGAAAAUGUCCAAUGCGGUCAGAUUUGGGCAUUAUAUAGCGAUGUUGAUAAGUAUCCCAAUUACUAUGGGUUGGUAAAGAAAGUUGAGAUAGAUCAUAAAGUGCAUGUUGCAUGGCUUGAAGCUUGCCUUAUGACAGCAGAGCAGGAACGUUGGACAACUGAGGGGUUGCAAAUCUCCUGUGGAACGUUUAAAGUGGAGCAUCAUCAUAUUGUGGAAUUUGACAACACAGGUAUUUUUUCUCAUCUUGUACAGGCCAAACCAAAUGCUAAGAAGGACCUGUAUGAUAUUUUUCCUUGUCAUGGUGAGAUUUGGGCUGUUUAUAAGAAUUGGCAUGCUGGAUGGAGACGAUCAGACUGGGAGAAAUGUGAAUAUGAUGUGGUAGAGAUUUGUGAAUGUACUGAUGUGGCCAUUAAAGUCAGAACUUUAAUGAAGGUAAAUGGUUACAGAGCUGUUUUCAAAUACGACGUGGAAGCAAGGGCUGGGACCAUGGACAUAUCUGUUUGUGAAUAUGUUAGAUUCUCUCAUAGGAUACCUUCAUUCAAACUGACAAAUGAGAGAGGAGGGAAACUUAAUGGUUGUUGGGAGUUGGAUACCGCAUCUGCACCUACUAUUCUCUACUGAUACCAGACAAUGCAUAAUACAAUAGAUGUUGGCUUAAUUCCUCAUAGCUUAUUAAGCAUCUUCCAGUGCAUGGCAAUUAUCUGAUUCUGGACCUUCGCAGAUUUCUAUGAGAAUGACAGCGUAAGAAUCAUCAUUCAUUUGGGCAUGCAUCACGUCUCUGUAUUCACUGUGGGGUUUUCAGGCCUAAAAGCUAAGUCACCAUGUUUACUAGUAGUUUUGGUGUUUGAUAUCAGCUGCCAGUGUUGCAGGUUGCAGAUUCUGUUUUUUGAUCGAUACACAAGUUGAAUUAACCUGCCAUUCUACCUCCUUUUUGUCUGUUCUCGGUGAUCCUUAAAACUCCAUCAGUGUUGUUUGACUGUAAAUAUUUAAUGUUGGUUGUAGGCCUCAGUAAAUGGUUUUAGCUCCAAGCUUCUCUUGACGUACUUAAUGUCACAUAGUUAAUCUGAAGGAUGGCACUUAUCACUUCGUCUUGAGCAUGGUAUUAUUCCUAUAAUCUAUCUGUCGAAUCAAA
Molecule: messenger RNA, 4050 nt
Organism: Zingiber officinale
Lineage: Eukaryota; Viridiplantae; Streptophyta; Magnoliopsida; Zingiberales; Zingiberaceae
Exons: 2
Coding region: 468-3539 (1023 amino acids)
Source: RefSeq, a predicted model, not a curated record